AUGACGGCCACCCCGUCCACCACUCCGCAGACUGACGAAGUGAACGAGCCGGAGAACGAGGACGUUGGAGGCGAGUACCGCGAGUUCGACCCCGAGGACCCGAACUACGACCAGGAGUUUGCCGAGGACGCCGGCGGAGGCAAGUCCAAUCUAAUCCCCUUUGAUGCAUGUUGA
Messenger RNA from Miscanthus lutarioriparius, 174 nucleotides. The record is from the annotation of a GenBank genome assembly. NCBI's taxonomy places the organism in Eukaryota, Viridiplantae, Streptophyta, Magnoliopsida, Poales, Poaceae.